Vanrija pseudolonga is the source of this 1374-nucleotide messenger RNA. RefSeq names its product putative pyridoxal 5'-phosphate synthase subunit PDX1. The transcript is spliced from 6 exons. Bases 202 to 1185 code for a protein of 327 amino acids. Gene Ontology annotation, molecular function: amine-lyase activity. The record is from RefSeq and is a predicted model, not a curated record. Lineage: Eukaryota; Fungi; Basidiomycota; Tremellomycetes; Trichosporonales; Trichosporonaceae. Gene Ontology annotation, biological process: pyridoxal 5'-phosphate biosynthetic process; amino acid metabolic process; pyridoxine biosynthetic process.
CAGGGCUCUGCCUGAUUCCAUCCACCUUGCUCCGUACCCCACCCCACCCUGGCCAGCAGCUGCUGCCUUAUAACCCACACCCCUCGGCUACUCGUGGCCUCUUGACUUUUCCAACCCUUCCAACCGCUUCCUCGGCUGCACACAUCGUCGCACCAAACUCCACCUUCUCUCACCCUCUCCAUCACCACCACUAGCCCCACAAUGUCCUCCGAGCCUACCAUCGUCGGCGCCCCCGCUGCCGCUAACGGCGCUUCGACCCCCUCGUUCCCCGCCCGCUCCGCUGGCACCGCCGCGGCCGGCACGCCCAACUUUGGCGUCAAGUCGGGCCUCGCCUCGAUGCUCAAGGGCGGUGUCAUCAUGGACGUCAUGAACGUCGAGCAGGCCAAGAUUGCCGAGGAGGCCGGCGCCUGCGCCGUCAUGGCUCUUGAGCGUAUCCCCGCCAACAUCCGUCGCGACGGUGGUGUCGCCCGCAUGUCCGACCCCGGCAUGAUCAAGGAGAUCAUCAACGCCGUCUCGAUCCCCGUCAUGGCCAAGUGCCGUAUCGGCCACACUGUCGAGGCCCAGAUCCUCCAGGCCGUCGGCGUCGACUACAUUGACGAGUCCGAGGUCCUCACCAUGGCCGACGACCAGCACCACAUCGGCAAGCACGCCUUCAAGGUCCCCUUCGUCUGUGGCUGCAAGAACCUCGGCGAGGCUCUCCGCCGUAUCUCCGAGGGUGCUGCUAUGAUCCGCACCAAGGGUGAGGCCGGCACCGGCGACGUCGUCGAGGCCGUCAAGCACCAGCGCGCCGUCAUGGCCGACAUCCGCCGCGCCGCCGCCAUGUCGGACGACGAGCUCUACGCCUUCGCCAAGGAGAUCCAGGCUCCCUACCACCUCCUCAAGGAGACUGCCCGCCUCAAGCGUCUCCCCGUCGUCUCGUUCGCCGCCGGUGGUGUCGCCACCCCCGCUGACGCUGCUCUCAUGAUGCAGCUCGGCUGCGACGGUGUCUUCGUCGGCUCGGGUAUCUUCCUCUCGGGCGACCCCGCCAAGCGUGCCCGCGCCAUCGUCCAGGCCGUCACCCACUACAACAACCCCCAGGUUCUUGCCGAGAUCUCGGAGAACCUCGGCGAGGCCAUGGUCGGUAUCUCGGUCAAGGACGAGGUCAAGACCGGCAAGGAGACUGCCUACUCGCAGCGCGGCAACUAAGGGGCAGUAGUAGUGGGGCCUCGUCUCCCGCGUCUCGUUCCUCGGUUUCUCGCAUUUCCUCUCAUUUCACCACACACACACUAAAACUACCGCCCGGUCACACACUCUUUGCCGCCUCAACGCGGGCCGGCCGGCGCCGCGGGCGCGCAUACUGUAUCAGAAGGAUAGGAUGCACGUUGUUGAAGAGCA